AUGCAGGGAUUUGUGCUACUCUAUCUGGCGACCUGCGUCGUCGGUCACGGCCAUAUUUCCAACAUUGUAAUCAAUGGUGUCUCCUAUGAAGGAUGGGAUAUCAAUGUAUUCCCUUACGAGUCUGAUCCUCCCACAGUUGUGGCAUGGGGAACUCCGAACACCGGUAACGGGUUCAUCACUCCAGAGAACUAUGGAACCUCUGAUAUCAUAUGCCAUCUCAAUGCAACCAAUGCCAAGGGACAUGCAGCAGUCGCCGCUGGCGAUAAAAUUAAUCUUCAAUGGACGACCUGGCCUGAUUCCCAUCAUGGGCCUGUUAUCACAUAUCUUGCCGAUUGUGGAGAUUCAUGUGAAACCGUUGACAAAACGACAUUGGAGUUCUUCAAAAUCAGUGGUGUUGGUCUUGUGGAUGAUACCACUGUUCCGGGUACUUGGGGUGACGACCAGUUAAUUGCCAACAGUAACAGCUGGCUGGUUGAAAUCCCCCCCACAAUUGCACCUGGGUACUAUGUACUGCGAAAUGAGAUUAUUGCACUUCAUUCGGCCGAGGCAGAAAAUGGGGCACAGAAUUACCCACAGUGUUUCAAUCUGCAAGUGACUGGCUCGGGGACAGAUCAACCAUCGGGAGUUUUGGGAACAGAACUCUACAGCCCAACUGACGCCGGAAUUUAUGUCAACAUUUAUUCAUCACUUUCAACGUAUGUGGUCCCGGGGCCAACCCUUUAUAGCGGCGCUGUUUCUGUUACACAAACGACAUCAAGCAUAACCGCAUCUGGUACUCCGACAACUGGAUCAAGUGGAAGUUCUGGUUCUGGAUCUGUAACUUCGUCCGCCAGCUCGUCGAGUACUACGUCCUCGUCGACACAAACAACUAGUCAACCGACGACACUCACGACACAGACAAGCACUACUUUGAAAACUAGUACUACAAGUACAACGACCUCCAGCACCACCACAGUGGCUAGCAAUAGCUCUACCCAAUCGGUAUAUGGGCAGUGUGGGGGAAGCAAUUGGACUGGGGCGACGGCUUGCAACACUGCGGCCACUUGUACUUCUAUGAACCCAUACUACUCACAAUGUGUCCCAACUGCUGCUUAG
Messenger RNA from Penicillium macrosclerotiorum, 1095 nucleotides. Its product is annotated as putative endo-1,4-beta-glucanase. The coding region runs from base 1 to 1095 and encodes 364 amino acids. Gene Ontology annotation, cellular component: extracellular region. The record is from RefSeq and is a predicted model, not a curated record. Gene Ontology annotation, molecular function: cellulose binding. Lineage: Eukaryota; Fungi; Ascomycota; Eurotiomycetes; Eurotiales; Aspergillaceae. Gene Ontology annotation, biological process: carbohydrate metabolic process. The transcript has 2 exons.